Messenger RNA from Limanda limanda (common dab), 3017 nucleotides. RefSeq names its product polyhomeotic homolog 3 (Drosophila) (gene phc3a). The record is from RefSeq and is a predicted model, not a curated record. NCBI's taxonomy places the organism in Eukaryota, Metazoa, Chordata, Actinopteri, Pleuronectiformes, Pleuronectidae. Gene Ontology annotation, cellular component: nucleus; PRC1 complex. Gene Ontology annotation, molecular function: zinc ion binding; protein binding. The coding region runs from base 1 to 2619 and encodes 872 amino acids. The transcript has 15 exons.
AUGGAGAGACAGAGGCCGGUAGAGAAGCAGGCGGACUCUAAUAGAAUUGUAACCGCCGCCACCACCCCCACUACAUCAGCUCCUGUAACCAUGGCAACAGUCAGCUCCAGCUGCACCACUUGCACCCAGGCGCCCUCAGCUUCCCUCAGCAUCGUCCCAUCCGACAGACAGGCGGUCCAGGUGAUCCAGCAUGCUAUCCACAGACCUCAGAGCAUGGCGGCCCAGUACCUGCACCAGAUGUACGCAGCCCAGCAGCAGCACCUCAUGCUGCAGACAGCCGCCCUGCAGCAGCGGCCUCCGACUCCAUCCACUGGCAGCUUGGUUCAACCUGCAGGUGUUUCCCAAAGCUCUAUCACUUUACCAGCAUCUCCGGUGACCGCCCAGCUGAUUGGCCGCACCCACACAUCCAACUCCACCACUACUGCCACCACAUUGUCCCAGCAGGCCAUGCUCCUGGGAAACAGACCAGCUAACUGUAACCAGGCUCAGAUGUACCUCCGAACUCAGAUGCUAAUUCUGACUCCUGCAGCUCCGGUGGCUGCAGUUCAAUCAGACCUCCCUGCUGUCACCUCCUGCUCCUCUUUACCUACCUCCUCCCAGGUUCAGAAUCUGGCUCUGCGUGCCCACUUACCUGGGGCUCUGGCUACAGCCCACGGUGUCAUCUUAAAGCCGUCCACCCAGCCGCAUGCCCUGUCUUCAUCCGCCUCUUUGUCCAAGACGUCAAUCUGCGCUCUGAAGACCAACCAGCUGAUUGACUCCUCGACUGAGACCAGUCAGUGUGGACCCCACAUCAUGAGCCGAGCCUUUUCUCCAGUGCAGACCCACGCUCUGGUCAAGCAGCAGCUGUCGUGGCCAUCCGGCCAGCGGGUGGCGCACCACCAGCUCAUCCUGCAGCAGACCACGGCAGGCGCCCUGAACCACAGACACCUCCAGCCCAUCGCCCUCAGAGUAGCCCCCCAGGAAGCAAACUCCCACCAUCUUCCUCUUCCUCUAAAAAGACUGACCACUCCCAGCACCCACACCCCCUCUUCUUCUCCAUUAUCAUCCUCUUCUUCAUCCAUCACCAGCGUAUUUGCAUCAUCAGCUCAGAACUCAAUCCCAGCUGCCACCGUCCAGCCUCAGCCUCCUCCUCUGGUGGCCGCGCCGCAGAGACGAACCUUAUUCCCACAAGUGCAGAAUCAGCCUCCGCCUCCUCCUCCGCCUCUGGUUCUCCCCAGGCUGCCCCAGAACCCCCCCGCCUCGCUUCAGAGGCUGUCCCUGCACUCGGUCCGGGCCAUGUCCGCCCAGUCGGGGCAGGUGCUGCUGACAGAGCAGGAGCUGCCUGUAGCGGAGACCCUCCUCCAGAUGUCCUACCGGAACCGACCCCCUCCUCAGACGGUGGCUGUUGACCUGAAAAUGCAUGUGGUCCGACGUGAUGACAAUCCACCAUCGGGGCAAACGUGCAAAGAGAACAGACUGAACCCAGAGGAGAAGAAAGACAGAUGUUCUGCAAGUCGACAGAGAGACAGGACCCCCACAUCCCUCAUUGUGACUCCUAAGCAAAAUGGUGCAGUGAUGGGUUCGUCCCCUGUCGUCUCCAGCCGCUCAGUGAUCAAGUCACCACAGGUGGUGGAGUCCUCCCAGCUCACCACGACCAGCAGCAAUGGCAGCAUCCCUCCUCCUCCUCCACCUUCCCCUCUACCUCCUCCCAUCCUUCCUACCACAGUCAGAGGCCCCAGCCAGCCUCCCUCCGCCCCAGCCAGCCUCCCAGGAACCCCCGACAGGAUCCUGACCACCCAGGUCCUCACACACCUCAUAGAGGGCUUCGUCAUCAGAGAGGGCCUGGAGCCAUUCCCAGUGGGUCCUUCCUCGCUCUUAGGGGACCAGCAGGCUUCACUUCCAGAGUCACAGGAGACACACACCAACGGGAACGCAGCAGCAGAGGACAGUCCUCUGGAUGCUGACCUGUCAGACUCCACAGACUCAGAGAUGGACAACGAUGAGCACACAGCAGAUGAGCUGGGCGAGAGCGUGGCGGCGGUGUUGCAGUGUGAAUACUGCGGGAGCAGAGGUUACGCUCAGACGUUUCUUCGCUCCAAACGCUUCUGCUCCAUGAAGUGUGUCAGAAGGUUCAGUGUGAGCUGCACCAAGCGUGUCACCGUGCUGCGAGCCGGCCGCUGGGGUCACAGGCCGAUGGGCAGGAGGGGACGACCUCCCAGCAGAGGCAACGGAGCCUCCAGAGAACAUCUCCUGAGACAGGCUCAUGGGUCAUACCAGGAGGAAGAGGAGGAGGAGGAGGAAGAGGGAGACGAUCCUCCCAUUCCCAUGAAGACCAGGUUAAGGAAGCAAGUUGAGAGAGCCCGAGAGAGGGAGAGAGAGCAGAGGAUUCCAGAAGCGAUCAGUGUUUCUGACGGAGAUGAUGACGUCGGCCGUCCGUCCCAGUGGAACGUGCAACAAGUGUUUUCUUAUAUCAACUCUCUGCCAGGCGGUCGAGUCGUAGCUGAAGAGUUUCGCUCGCAGGAAAUCGACGGUCAGGCUCUGCUGCUUCUCACCGAGGAUCACCUGGUCAGCACCAUGAACCUGAAACUGGGACCUGCACUCAAACUCUGCGCCCACAUCAACUCUCUGAAAGAUGCAUGAGCCUGUUACAUUUCUAUUCGGGACCAGGUCAAAGAAAAACAGUUUUUCGGGCUGAUUUCUGAUUCCAUUGGUUAAAAGAUGGAGCAGAAUGUGAAUUGAUCUGAAAUCCUGGACGCACAGAUUUUCCAGAAACCACUGCCACGGAUUUCUCUCCCGACACCUGCAGCUGCUUCCAGUUGUUCGUCAGAUUGAAGUCCACUCAGAGAGAUGAGCAGUUUGAUUCUAUUACCUCUGGUCAUUCCAUCGUAGUGAUUGUAGCUCCACUUAUCCAUUUGUUUCAAAAUGGUUCCAGAAAAUCUUUGUAUCAUUUGUAAACAAGCGAUCAACUUAAAAUGUACAUUGUUACACAAAGGUUGCUGUGUGAUCUUCAAGGUUUUCAAAACUGAUGGUUGCCUAAU